GGGAGGGGGGGGUCUUCAGAGAGGGCCAAACCAGAGGGAAAAUCUCACUUCGGGCUGCACCAAAGUUUUCAGUUUCUCAGAUCUCCGCCCCUCCAUGUAUGUUAUAUAGUGAAACCUGAAACUGCAGCAGGCCUGUAUUUGGUGCCCCACUCUCUUCUGGAAACUGUCAUUGUACAACAUUAUGAAAGGACGCCCGGGUGAAAUUGAGAACACGUCCAAGGUGGACCCCUCCAAUGGGCAUAGCAGGCCCCUGGACAUUGUGCCCAGUACGGAGGAGAAGAUGACAGACAGGGGUCAGUGGGGCAACAAGCUUGAGUUUGUUCUGUCAGUGGCUGGAGAAAUUAUAGGCCUGGGGAAUGUCUGGCGUUUUCCCUACCUUUGUUAUAAGAAUGGAGGAGGUGCCUUCUUUAUCCCAUACCUCAUCUUCCUGUUUGCUUGUGGGAUCCCGGUCUUCUUCCUGGAGACGGCUUUGGGUCAGUACACCAGUGAGGGAGGUAUCACCUGCUGGAGGAAGAUCUGCCCUUUGUUUGAAGGGGUGGGUUAUGCCACCCAGGUGAUAGUUGCUCUGCUGAACAUCUACUACAUUAUCGUGUUAGCCUGGGCCAUCUUCUUCCUGUCCAACUCCUUUACCUGGGACCUGCCCUGGGCCUCCUGCAACAACACCUGGAACACAGAUUCCUGUAUGGCAUUUCAGAGGGGGAAUAGCUCCAUCAAUCACCAUGAGAACGCCACCUCUCCUGUCAUUGAGUUCUGGGAGCGCAGAGUCCUGAGAAUUUCCCCAGGUAUUGAUCAGAUUGGCUCUCUGAACUGGGACUUGGUUGUCUGUCUGGCCAUUGCCUGGGUCAUCUGCUACUUCUGCAUCUGGAAGGGAGUCAAGUCCACCGGCAAGGUGGUUUACUUCACAGCCACAUUUCCAUAUGCUAUGUUACUGAUCCUGCUGAUCAGAGGGGUCACCCUGCCAGGAGCCUCCAGGGGAAUCCACUUCUACCUCUACCCCGACCUGGGCCGGCUGUCUGACCCGCAGGUUUGGAUGGAUGCUGGAACCCAGAUCUUCUUCUCUUAUGCCAUCUGCCUGGGCUGCCUCACUGCCCUGGGAAGCUACAACAAGUAUAACAACAACUGCUACAGGGACUGCCUGUCCCUCUGUUUCCUAAACAGUGGCACCAGUUUUAUUGCAGGCUUCGCCAUUUUCUCCAUCCUGGGCUUUAUGUCCUACGAGCAGAAUGUACCCAUCUCAGAAGUUGCUGAAUCUGGUCCAGGUUUGGCCUUCAUAGCCUAUCCUCGAGCUGUGUCCAUGAUGCCUUUCUCCCCUUUAUGGGCCUGCUUCUUCUUCAUUAUGAUUGUCUUUCUGGGACUGGACAGCCAAUUUGUGUGUGUAGAGAGCCUGGUAACAGCCAUGGUGGACAUGUAUCCCGCCACCUUCCGCCGUAAAAACCGCAGGGAGCUCUUCAUCCUGGCCGUGGCUGUGGUGUCCUUCCUCAUGGGCCUCAUCAUGCUCACAGAGGGAGGAAUGUAUGUCUUCCAGCUCUUUGACUACUAUGCAGCUAGUGGGAUGUGUCUACUCUUCGUGGCUAUUUUUGAGACCGUUUGCAUUGCUUGGAUUUAUGGCGCUGACCGUUUCUAUGACAACAUAGAGGACAUGAUUGGCUAUCGCCCCGGCCCUGUCAUCAAAUACUGCUGGCUUUUCUUCACCCCUGCGACAUGCUUUGGAACCUUUGCCUUCGCCUUGAUCAAGUACUCACCUCUGAAGUACAACAAUGAAUAUAUAUACCCAUGGUGGGGCAAUGGGAUAGGCUGGAUCCUGGCCCUGUCCUCCAUGCUGUGUAUCCCUCUCUGGGUGGCAGUGAAGCUGCACUACACCCCUGGAACACUGAGAGAGCGCCUUGCUCUCUUGACCACUCCUUCCACUGACUUACCGAAGACAAAGCAGGAGCAAGAGAAGCUGCUCGCCAUCUUCGCAGCAGACGGGGACAGCCUCCAUCAGAAAGCACCUCCUACUAAGGACGGUUACUUCCCUGUCGAUGAAAAAGAGUCCCAUUGCUAAAGACCGGGGGGUUGAAGUCAGAUCCUCGUAGGGGGUCAAAGGUCACUCCUCAACUUUGACUCUCUGUCUGGCCCCCUUCCCAACUCACUCUGCAAUACCUCACCAGACAAAGAGAGGAAACACGGACAGAAGCAGAGUUUUAAGAGUCACCUGACCUGUAACUGCUGAUCUGCUGCUGGAGUGUUCUCCUUUGUACGCUGCCUUUCAACAUACAGUAUGAUGGCAUCAACAUGCUUACUUAAAGAUUUACAUCCUUUUUAAGAGAGCUGCUUAUCAUCUCAUUUGCCAGUGGCAGAGUCACAUGUACAUUUGCAAAAAUGUGGCCAUUGUUGUUACACAGUGGCUAAGAAUUUACAUUUGAUCGUGUCUGCUUUCCAAGGAAGCAUUGUUUUUUUUUGUUUUUUUUCUGUUAUGGACAUCUCUAGUGUUCAGUUAGUCUGACAUGACAUUCCAGCUACUUUACUGAUUCUAACAGCUGUCUGCUGCAGACGGAGCACAGGAGGUGUCGCGUGAGUGCACAGAUCAUGAAAGUCCACUUGAAUAAACUCUUGUGUGUUUAAAUGCACUUCGGUAAUGUAUACAGUACAGCUGUAUUGUGUAUUCAAGUCAAUCAUACCGACAGUUCAACUAAAGCAUACUAAUAACCGAUUCUUGAGAAUGCAAGAAUUCCAUUUUAAAUUCACAUUUACCUGAACUGACCACAACUCAUCUCCAUCUAAGUUUUUCUGUUGGUAUUUCAUAUUAAAGCUACUGUGUUCAUUGACUCAAUGUAUGUUUUUUUUUUCUUUUGCUUUACUGAGCUUUGCAGAGCAGCAUGAAUAUUUUACAUGCUGUAAAAUUGUUAGUCCUCUGAUUAUUGACAUGAUUUUAAUUCUGUUGGUGUCACCUCAUCUCUAAUGCAUUGAAUUGUAUGAAAUUAAAAUGUAAAGUGCCUGAGGGAGACAGCUGUGCCGCUUAGACAGUGUGAACAGGGAAGGAUAUAAUGGUUGAACGGAUUCAUUCUGAAAUGAACAUCUCUUUUUCUGCUAUAAUAAUGAAGUUCAGCCUGUUUUUCUUUGGUGGUAAUGCUGGAAUGAAAAUAUGAUAAUUGAUUACUGAUGGGGAACACUUUUACAUAUGUAACUUUUAUAUGCUAAAAUUAUUUUUUAUGACCGAAUAAAAAUACCUUCAUUUGAAAAGUACAUUUGUAUUGAAAUAUACAUUAUGUUGAUAUUCUAUGGGUCAUAAAAUUCAUUAUUCAAUACAUGAAUGAUCAUUUACAUCGCAGAAAAUGUAUGUUUCUUAAUUGCUUCUAUUUUGAUG
Xiphias gladius (swordfish) is the source of this 3346-nucleotide messenger RNA. RefSeq names its product solute carrier family 6 member 13 (gene slc6a13). The record is from RefSeq and is a predicted model, not a curated record. Gene Ontology annotation, biological process: sodium ion transmembrane transport. Bases 182 to 2044 code for a protein of 620 amino acids. The transcript has 15 exons. Gene Ontology annotation, cellular component: membrane. NCBI's taxonomy places the organism in Eukaryota, Metazoa, Chordata, Actinopteri, Istiophoriformes, Xiphiidae.